GUUAAGAGAAGCAGGUUUCAGCAGCCAGAACUCCUUUCUGGACAAUUUCUUUAAUUUUUGAACCAGCAUUCUACUGUUCCUUUGACACUCUUUAGACCAAGGGACCUGGCUUAUUGGUGUUUCUGUUUCCUCAGAUGGAAUCUCCCAGCAUGGCUUUCAUUGCUUGGAUGCUCUUUUGCUUUUCUGGCCCAUCAACUGGUUACCCAAAUGGAAAAGUCACAGAAUCCUGCAAUAGUAUGAUACCACUCCAUGGGCACCCACCUCAAAAAUUUCCUAAGCACACCAUUGAAGUAAAUAUGACACAGUUUAAGCCAGGCGAUCAUGUGAAAGUUAGUUUGUUUGGGCCUCCAUUUGAAGGUUUUUUUCUACAAGCCCGCAAUGCUGACAAUGUGGGAGGUCCUGCCAUUGGCUCUUUUGCGCUGGCCGACAAGAAAAGAUCUCAACUGCUCACCUGUGGGCGUGUAAAGAAGUCAGCUGUCAGUCACACAAGUAAAUCGAAGAAAACCCAUCUAGAUGCCUACUGGAUUUCUCCAAGAGAUGCACCCAAAAGAAUACAAUUUUUAGCCACAGUUGUAGAAAAAUACCACAUCUUUUGGGUAAAAAUUCCUGGCCCUGUGAUUUCCCAGCCUGAUACACCUAUCUUGACAACAACUGUGACCAUUCCAACAUCACAUCCUAUUCGUCAUCUAACCCAGUCAUUCAAUGCUUCAGACUGUGGAAACAACAAGUUCUGUGUGAGAAACCCUUCAAACUGUGAUCCUCAAGCCAACAGUUGCUUCUUUCUCUCCUUCAAACGAGAUGACGACUCAGUUUUGGUUGAAAUGAGUGGCCCUAGUGAAGGCUACGUCGCAUUUGCAUUGUCUCAUGAUCAGUGGAUGGGUGAUGGUGAUGAUGCAUAUCUCUGCAUUAGUGAUGAUCAUCAUGUUGACAUCAAAACAGCCUCUCUGGUGGGACGGACCUAUCCAGAGUUUGAUUCAGAGGAUCCUCUCGAAGACAAAUCAUGGAGAGUGGCUGAUGGCCUUAUUCAGUGUUCUUUCCGAAGAAGAAUUAAUCUCCCUGCUUUUAAAAGGAGGCUUAAUCUAGAUGCAUACUACUACAUAUUUCUGGUAGAUGGUGAAGUCAGUGAAGGAGGUAUAAUCCAUCAACACCACCGGCAGCCUCUUAUCACAAAUGGCAAGUAUAAUGUUUCAGGACUACCAAAGGAUAUUGGAGGAUCCCGCUCCCCAUUCCUUAUCAAAAUUCAUGGUGCAUUAAUGUUUGUUGCAUGGAUGACUACAGCUAGCAUUGGUGUGAUCAUUGCCCGAUUCUUCAAGCCUGUCUGGCCAAGUUUGUUGCUGUUUGGAGAAGAGAUCUGGUUUCAGGUCCAUCGAGUGCUAAUGAUGACAACUGUGUUUCUUACGAGUGCAUCUUUUGUUCUUCCUUUUUUGUAUCGUGGAGGUUGGAGUGAACAAGCAGGUUUUCAUCCUUAUCUUGGCUGCACAGUGAUGGCACUGGCAAUCGUUCAGCCCCUCAUGGCAGGGUUCAGACCACCUUCACAAGCACCAAGAAGGGAAAUCUUCAACUGGUUACACUGGAGCACUGGUACAACUGCUAGAAUACUUGCUGUGGUGACAAUGUUCCUGGGAAUGGACUUGCCAGCUCUCAAUCUUCCAGAUCCAUGGGAUACGUAUGCAAUGACUGGAUUUGUAGCUUGGCAUGUUGGCACUGAUAUUCUUCUGGAAAUACAUGGCUACUAUCUCGUUCGCAAAGUUGAAGUGGUGGAAGAGGACAGGAUACAAAUUUUGCAGUCUAUUAACUCCACAGAAGCACAGGGCCAUACAUUUAAAAAGACAGUGCUAUUCAUCUACAUUUGUGGAAAUAUUGCAUUCCUCAGCAACUUCCUGACAGCAAUUGUACAAAUAUGACUGUGAAGAAGAAUUUAGUGCUCUGAAAAACUUGUGCAAAAGGAUUGCCUCUCUGGGACUAAAAUAUUUUACUGAUGCUCACAGCAGAAAGACCAAUCUCUGAAUGAAACUCUUAUUACAAAUCCAAGAUUUAAGAAAUUGUGUGUGAACUGGAUUUUCACUGCCAUGCAGUCAUUGGAUAAUGAAAUUAAAUAUGUUGAGUCAUGAGGUCCCAAUCCUGAUUUGGACCUGCCUCUCUCGUCCCAAUGACUGACCAUCUCAUCUCAAUGUCGAUAUUCAUAUUCUUGAUAUUCAGUUUCAUCUGGCACCAGAAGGCUAGAAGAAAGGAUAUUGCUUUCAACAAGCUGGGCUUGAGGCUCCCUGUGUAUCUGAUCUGGGAUACUUGUUGUUCAACUGUUUCUUCACCACCUUGAUAUGAUUUCAUGGUGGGCCAGCAUGUCUUGUCACAGACGAUCACCAUUAUGGUGUGAGAGAAUGUGGAACCCCAUAUAUUUAGAGUCUGUAUGAUCAAGGAUGGUUUAUACUCUGUCUCACUCCAUCUGAGCACAGAUAAUUGUAGCCACAAUGUUAUGGAGCUAUACUUGAAGAAUAAUGACGUUCACAAGAGGCUCCCAGUUUUUGUACUUUGACUCCAGUUGAGACGAAGGUGCUAGGAUUUAUGGAGCCUUUGUCCAUGGGUAUUCCAACUGUUAAAUCUGGAAAUAUUUGUGAAUCUUAGAGGCAAGAGGGCUCUAUGUGAAUGGAAGCCAAAUAGGUAUUAGAUAGCUGUUGGUACCACCUCCACCCAUGGUUGAUCGGGGGGGGGGGGUCUUCUUAAAGGAACAACAUGGAGAGAAGUGAAUGAAAUAGUUUAGGAUUUUUAGUUUGAUUGACAGGUUGUAGGUGUUAACAGUGAAAACCCCGAGCAUUCAAAGAGUGAUGAAAACUAUUUGAACAUCCUCUCUUCUUUUGUAACUUCACAUUUGCACAUCGUAGCAAACCAUCCACCCCCUCUCUGUUCAGCCUGAGGGUUUUUUUAAAAAAAGAUAACUAGUCACUAUGUAAAUUGUUAUUUUUAUGCACAAAAGACUGUAGAACGAGUGCCAACUGCUGUAUUUCAUAUUAGUUUAUAUUUUGUUUUGUUUUUUGAAGGGGGAAUCCAAUUGUGUCUGCCUGCCAUUAGAAUGAAAUUGAGCAACAGGGCUGUUCCUCCUCUUUCUGCAGCCUCUGGUCUUAGAAAGAUUGGGGGAUUUUUGGAUCUGGGUUGGGGGAUGUAAGGGUUUGUUAGGGACAGGGAAUUUUUAUUGUGGGAGCAGACCUUUGCUUGCCCAACACUGGAAGUAUUCCCAUAGGAAGAAAACAGUUUGUGUCAAUUUGCUAUGAAUAUAGUUGAUGUAACUGCCAUGCAGAUCACAAGAUUUCAUGAUCACCUGUCCCCGAAAGAUCCAGUAGAUACUGAUAAUUUCAGUCCUCUUGAAAUCUAAUUGCUUUCACAACUUGCCACAAAAUCAAAGGUGAGACUACUUAAAUUUUAUAGUUGUGCAUUGCAUUCCAGUACUUUUAUCUUGUUAUAAAAAUAUAAAUUGUUUAAAUUAAAAUGUUUGUAAAUUACAUUGACUUUUUUUAAAAAAGGAGUUAUUAUUCUGAAAGCAUCAUUGUACUUACCUCAAGCAAAUGUAUGGUUUGAGAAUUUGAGAAAUGGAGUAGCUGUUGAAUGUAUAACAGUUGCUGGCCUUUCGUGUACCUGCUACAAACAUGUUUGCACCAAAAGAACCCAAUCAAUUAUUGUGAGUACAAAGCUUGCAAAGUUGCUUUAAAUUCCUGUGAUUCAAUAUCUACAUGAAGUUACUCUGAUUUGCCCAGCAACAAGUCACAGAAUCUUAGACUUGGAAGGGACCCAAAUGGCCAUUUAGCCCAACUUCUUGCCAUGCAGGAAUACAGCUAAGCAUUCCUGAAAGAUGCCCAUGCAACCUCUCAUUCCAAAGAAGGACAAGACACUCUAUUUCACUGUUGGAAUAGUCCUUGUAGCAAAUAAGGUCUUGGUAAUGUUUAAGUGGAAUCUCUCUUGUGAUUUGAACCCUUUAGUUUGUGUUCUUGAUUCUGGAGCAGCAGAAAACAAGCUUGCUCCAUCUUCCACAUUUCAUCCCUUCAGAUAUUU
This is a messenger RNA of Sceloporus undulatus (fence lizard), 4041 nucleotides long. Its product is annotated as ferric-chelate reductase 1-like. The transcript is spliced from 16 exons. NCBI's taxonomy places the organism in Eukaryota, Metazoa, Chordata, Lepidosauria, Squamata, Phrynosomatidae. Gene Ontology annotation, molecular function: oxidoreductase activity, acting on metal ions. Bases 135 to 1904 code for a protein of 589 amino acids. The record is from RefSeq and is a predicted model, not a curated record.